This is a messenger RNA of Cucumis sativus (cucumber), 2547 nucleotides long. RefSeq names its product pentatricopeptide repeat-containing protein At1g80550, mitochondrial. The transcript has a single exon. Lineage: Eukaryota; Viridiplantae; Streptophyta; Magnoliopsida; Cucurbitales; Cucurbitaceae. The record is from RefSeq and is a predicted model, not a curated record. Gene Ontology annotation, molecular function: protein binding. Bases 208 to 1560 code for a protein of 450 amino acids.
CAUCUAGAAAAAGAUAAAACAAGUGUUCUCAUUAUUAGGUGGGAACAAAAAAACCAAAAAUUGGGCACGACUUGAAGCCCUAAUCUUUCGUCCUUGGUUGGGCAGCUGAUCGGCCAGCCCAGGCAUUAAGAGUCCAUUGUUCUAAACUCCCAUUGCUUUCUUCUCCUGCUCGCUCAGGACCCAAAACUCUAAAUUCUCUUAUCGGAAAUGCUUUUUUCCGUCGCUUCCCGCCGUUUCCUUCCGCCGGCAACCAUUUUCUUUUCCACCAAAGCAAUCAGUCCCAUUCCCGAGUUCGAUUUCAAGUUUAACACCUCGGAACGUCGUCCGACACACACUAAUUUCGACCCUUUCACUGUUCGUGAAGCGCUUGAUUCUUACUGCAAUGACUGGAAGCGAUCGUACGAGUUUUUCAACUGGGUUGAAUCAGAAUGUAAGUUCGAUCACACCACCGAGACAUACAAUCGCAUGCUGGACAUUCUCGGUAAGUUCUUCGAGUUCGAUCUUUCCUGGGUCUUGAUUAACCGUAUGCGACAAUCCCCGUCUGCGUCACCGGAUCACGCCACGUUUCGAAUUUUGUUUAAGCGUUAUGCGUUGGCUCAUUUGGUUAGUGAAGCGAUUGCUGCUUAUGAGAGAUUACGGGAGUUUAAAUUGAGGGAUGAGACUUCGUUUUGUAAUCUUAUUGAUGCACUUUGUGAGUCUAGACAUGUCGAUGAAGCGCAAGAACUGUGUUUUGGGAAGAAUAGGAAGUUGGAUUGUGAUUCGAGUACGAAGAUUCAUAACUUAAUUCUUCGUGGUUGGCUUAAGAUGGGAUGGUGGAGUAAAUGUAGAGACUUUUGGGAAGAAAUGGAUAAGAAGGGCGUUCGUAAGGAUUUACAUUCGUAUUCGAUAUAUAUGGAUAUACAGUGCAAGAGUGGGAAACCUUGGAAGGCUGUUAAAUUGUACAAGGAGAUGAAAAAGAAGGGAAUGAAAUUGGAUGUAGUGGCCUAUAAUACGGUGAUUCAUGCUGUUGGGAUUUCGGAAGGUGUCGAUUUUGCCAGCCGGGUGUUUCAUGAGAUGAAGGAAAUGGGGUGUAAGCCUAACGUUGUGACUUGCAAUACUGUUAUUAAGCUGUUUUGUGAGAAUGGAAGAUUCAAGGAUGCCCACAUGAUGCUCGACCAAAUGCUUAAGAGGGACUGUCAACCUAAUGUUAUCACCUAUCAUUGUUUUUUCAGGUCUCUUGAAAAGCCGAAAGAGAUUCUCGUGUUAUUUGAUAGGAUGAUUAAAUAUGGGGUUCAUCCAAAAAUGGAUACCUAUGUGAUGCUCUUGAGGAAGUUUGGAAGAUGGGGGUUUCUAAGACCAGUGUUUUUAGUGUGGAAUAAGAUGGAGGAACUUGGGUGUAGCCCGAAUGAGUGUGCUUACAAUGCUUUAAUUGAUGCUCUUGUGGAGAAGGGAAUGAUAGAUAUGGCUAGAAAGUAUGACGAAGAGAUGGUAGCGAAAGGUCUUUCACCUAAGCUGAGAGUGGAAUUGGGGACACAGAUGAUGAAUGGUGGCUAUCAUGCCAAUGUGAACUGCAACAAGUAGAUAGUAAUGGCACUUCUCGUUACUUGUAGACGCAUAUGAUCUUGCAGUAUAUUAUUACCCAGAUUAAGACGUUGCAAAAAAGGUGGAGUCUAACUGGUUGAGCUUUUAUCUGGGUUCUGUUAUACAGAAAUUUGAGGAGAGACAAACAGAGCAUAUGGGAAUACGUUGUUAAACAUCUGCCAAACAUGAUUUACACAAUAUUACUAGUUAAGCUCUAAUCUUGAAUGUUGAAGUUUGCCAUUUUUUUUCAUUCAGAUUAGAUAUCAAUGGCAGGCUAUCAUGAUGUUUGGAUGUGUUUCCAGUUCUUAAGGCACUCAGCUGACGAUCUCUCAGAUUCUUCGUGAGGGUAUCAAAUUAUUGAUGAUUGAUGAGACCAUACGUUUGACAAAUUAAUUGAGAAACCAUAUUCUUGCUACCUCCGAAAACAAAGAAGAAGUUAUUCUAUGGAUUUUGGUUUCUACUUUAUCCAUCCCCUGACAAAGAUUUAAAUUUCUCCCUAACAAGGAGAACAGCACCAGAACUUCAGAAAGCCUCGAGUUUCCUUUUUUGAAUUAAAAACUUCCAAGGGACUGAUGAAAUUAAAACUCAGGGGUAGCAAGCUGCAAGCUGCAAGCUUAACGAUGUGGAUGCCAAGACUCUCCAAUACUUUUGACAAACAUCACUGAGAUGAGGGGUAGUAAGUAAAUGAAUUACUGAGGAAAUUAUUAAUAUGUAACUUUUGUUUUUCAUUUUCUCCUUAAAGCUCUUUACUUUUGCUAUAUCAACAGACUCAUGUUUUUUUUUUAAAUAUAAUUAAAAUUAUAGCAAAAAGGAGCGGGCUAAGGCUUACUUUUAACAUUUAUUUAUGUAGUUGUUUUAAUUUUAGUAAGACAAUAGCUACCUUUGGGGUUUCUUAUUAUCCCUGGUGUGUGAAACAGAUUACAUGUAUGAUAUGACGGUCUAUCUUUUUCUGAUGUUCUAGUGCAAGAAGGAAUUGGAUUAAAAGAA